This is a messenger RNA of Zootoca vivipara (common lizard), 1827 nucleotides long. NCBI's taxonomy places the organism in Eukaryota, Metazoa, Chordata, Lepidosauria, Squamata, Lacertidae. The record is from RefSeq and is a predicted model, not a curated record.
AUGAGGACGGCACUUAGCUGCCUUCUGGGAUCCAUCAUUUUUCACAGGAUUAUCUCCGGAUUUCUCAUCCUCAAAAAUGUAAAAGGAACUCUUGGUCCACAUCAACAGCCCCCUGCUGCAUAUUGGAUUCUUCUGGAAUCGAAAGGUUUCUUUACUGGGCAUGAGGAAGACACGGACUUCAAUGGCAGUGGCAUAGUCUGUGAAGAAGGCUACAGGGUUGUAUCUAGGAAAGUGACAUCCUUGGGAACCACACAGAUCAGUUGUGAGAAGAUUCCCUUCCAUUGCCAACCAGAUAUUGCAAGACAAAAUGCCAGUGUAAGGCUGUGUUUCAGUGCAACAAAACCAAAGGUUAACUUAAAUCAUAACAGUUUCUACUGCUCGGUGGUGAAAUCCACAUUCAGACUCUUUACAUCCAUCUGUGAAAAUGUGAUCCAAACACGCAUCAUUAAUGAAGAGGACAUUUUAAAAAUCAAAACUAUCCAGUUAGAAGCUCAAGGAGACCAAAUAGCUAUUGAUCCCAGAGCAGUGAUUGACAGGACCAACCAAGGCCCUGUCGCUGCGGCUUUUAUAUCCUACAGUGGGCUGGAAACACUCCUGAAUGGGACAUUUCUGCAGGAUGAAACUUGGCAGAGCAGCGGAAAUCUGGAAAAAAGUUUCCAUUUGAACUCCAGGGUGCUAAGUGCUUCUACCAGCAGUUGGACAAUGAAUAUUUCCAGUCCUGUCAACCUCACUUUUCAACACCUUGCGAAUAAAAUUCCCCAGGAAAAAGCGGUUUGUGUCCACUGGGACUCUGCAAGCAGAAGUGGUGCCUGGUCCCCUGAGGGCUGCCAUCUCAUCCAGUCUAACAGCACUCAUUCUGAAUGCAGCUGUCAGUACCUGUCCAACUUUGCUGUGCUGAUGGCCCCCACUCCCAAGCAGGGAGCUCUGAUUCUCUCCAUUAUCAGCUACAUUGGACUCAUCAUCUCACUCAUCUGCCUCUUCCUGUCCAUUGUUACCUUUCUCUUUUGCCGCUCCGUCCAAAACAGCAGCACCUUCAUCCACCUGCAGCUGAGUUUGUGCCUCUUCUUUGCUGACCUCCUCUUCUUAAUCGGAAUUGACAAAACAUACAACAAGAUCCUGUGCUCAAUCAUAGCUGGGACGCUGCAGUACCUCUUCCUGGCCUGUUUUGUGUGGAUGUUCUUGGAAGGCGUGAACCUCUUCAUCAUCGUCAAGAACCUGAAAGUGGCAAAUUAUGGCGGUGCCAGCAAGGGCAUGAAGAUAUCCAUGUACCUCUGUGGCUAUGGGCUCCCUGCCAUGAUUGUUGGCAUUUCUGCAGCAAUUUCACCUGGCUCAUAUGGGACCCAUUAUCACUGCUGGCUUAACCAUGAGAAAGGUUUUAUCUGGAGCUUCCUGGGACCUGUCUGUGCCAUAAUCAUGGUCAACAUUGUGUUUUUCUGUCUUAUUCUGAAGAUCUUGCGCGAGAAGCUUGCAUCUCUCAAUUCAGACAUAUCUACCCUCAGAAAUACCAGGUCACUGACAUUUAAGGCAAUGGCCCAUGUAUUCAUCCUGGGCGUGACUUGGUGUCUAGGCCUCUUUCAGUUUGGCCCUCUGGCUGACGUAAUGGCAUACCUGUUCACAGUCACCAACAGUGUGCAGGGAAUCUUCAUCUUCCUGGUGCACUGCUUGCUGAACAAGAAGGUGAGAGAAACAUACUGGCAAUUGAUUUGCUGGAAGAAAGAUAUCCCACCUGUUUCUGAGAUGACUAUGACUUCUUUCCCUGUCAGCAGUGCAAUGAAAAAUGAGGAAAGCACUGCUUCAGGGAAACAACAGAAGGUGGAAGAGCCAUAA